Molecule: messenger RNA, 486 nt
Organism: Spizellomyces punctatus DAOM BR117
Lineage: Eukaryota; Fungi; Chytridiomycota; Chytridiomycetes; Spizellomycetales; Spizellomycetaceae
Product: sterol transporter
Exons: 2
Coding region: 1-486 (161 amino acids)
Biological process (GO): intracellular sterol transport
Molecular function (GO): sterol binding
Source: RefSeq, a predicted model, not a curated record
AUGAAGACGUUCUAUCUCUUAGUGCUAGGUCUCCUGGCUAUAGGAAGCGCCGUUUCUGCACUUUCCCUACAAUAUCAGCGUCUCCAGUUUCCACUCCUUCUUACUCAAGGGAGCGUUCAGGACUGCGGCUCUCCCGACGACAUUUUCCAUCUUGAAUCUAUCACCGUUACUCCCGAUCCACCAAAACGAGGCGAAAACCUUACGGUAGAUGUGAAGGGGUAUCUCGACGAAGAUGUCGAUGCUGGGGCGUAUGCGGACGUGCGGGUCAAAUUGGGCCUCAUCAAGUUGCUCGACACUAGAAUCAACCUCUGCGAUGAAAUUACGCGAAUCGACAGGGAAUGUCCCAUCGAAAAGGGACCGGUGCACAUCAAUCACACUGUAGAGCUUCCCAGAGAAUUACCCCCGGGCAAGUACCAAGUGUUCAUCGACGUAACAAAUUACGAUGAAAAGCAUGCCGCUUGCCUUAAGGCAGAGUUCCGCUUAUAG